This is a messenger RNA of Staurois parvus, 606 nucleotides long. Lineage: Eukaryota; Metazoa; Chordata; Amphibia; Anura; Ranidae. The record is from the annotation of a GenBank genome assembly.
CUGUUCCUUGGUCCAGCUGUGUCCUCACCAUCUUCUCUCCUUGGUGCAGGCAUCUUUAGUGUCUGCAGUCUCUGGUCAUCUCCUGUACUAUCUCUGCAGUCUCUGGUCAUCUCCUGUACCGUGUCCGCAGUCUCUGGUCGUCUCCUGUACCGUGUCCGCAGUCUCUGGUCGUCUCCUGUACCGUGUCCGCAGUCUCUGGUCCUCUCCUGUACCGUGUCCGCAGUCUCUGGUCCUCUCCUCUACCGUGUCCGCAGUCUCUGGUCCUCUACCGUGUCCGCAGUCUCUGGUCCUCUCCUGUACCGUGUCCGCAGUCUCUGGUCCUCUCCUGUACAGUGUGUCCGCAGUCUCUGGUCCUCUCCUGUACCGUGUCCGCAGUCUCUGGUCGUCUCCUGUACCGUGUCCGCAGUCUCUGGUCGUCUCUGUACCGUGUCCGCAGUCUCUGGUCGUCUCCUGUACCGUGUCCGCAGUCUCUGGUCGUCUCCUGUACCGUGUCCGCAGUCUCUGGUCGUCUCCUGUACCGUGUCCGCAGUCUCUGGUCGUCUCCUGUACCGUGUCCGCAGUCUCUGGUCGUCUCCUGUACCGUGUCCGCAGUCUCUGGUCGUCUCC